CGGCCCGAGGGGAUGUCGGGAUAAAAACUUUGACGUGCCGGGCUGGUAAAAAAGUUUUGGGAACAGUCGGAGAGGGAGGAGGAGGAGGGGACUUUGAGCGAAAAAGCGUGGCUACAACCGACAGCGAGCAUGACCGACGCCGAGGCGCAGAGCGCUCCACCAUCGGUGGCACCGGUGGAGGAGGACAACGACGACGACAAGCCGCAGCCGGAGCAGCCGGAGAGGAAAGUCAUAGCCACCUUGGUCCAAGGCACAGUGAAGUGGUUUAAUGUACGUAAUGGCUAUGGCUUCAUAAACAGGAAUGAUACCAAAGAAGAUGUAUUUGUCCAUCAGACUGCUAUCAAGAAGAACAACCCUAGAAAGUUCCUCCGCAGCGUGGGUGACGGGGAGGUCGUGGAGUUCGACGUGAUUGAAGCGGCCAAGGGCUCGGAGGCGGCCAACGUGACCGGCCCGGGCGGCGUGCCAGUCAAAGGGAGCCGCUACGCACCCAACAAGCGGCGCUUCCGUCGGCGGUUCUUCCCCCGCAGCCCUCUGCCUGAUGACCAGAGCAAACCGGCGGACGGCCAGGCCUCCACUGUUGAGGGCGAAGGAUCGGGGGAGAGCGAUGGACAGAGACCUCAGCAGCGUCGACGUAGGCCCUACAGACCACGGCCGGAGGCACAAAAUGGUGAGACUGGAGAGCCAAAGACCGAAGUAGCAGAAGGCGACCAAAUGCAGCGACCACCGCGGCGUAGAUUCUGGCGUCCGUACCGCAGACCGUUCCGGCCUCGGCCGCAGUCCGAUCAGGCGGCUGACGGCCAGCAGGCGGCUGCUCCAGAGCAGAGUCAGGAGCCGAGUGAGGUGAAGCAGACGGAGGCCUCCGAGGGCCCGCAGACCAACGGAGAAGCCGCCGAGGGCCAGGGCCAGAAACCGCGGCGCCAGAUAAGACGCCGCAGGCAAAGGAACUCUGAGUCGUCCACUUCAAAAAAUGAUACGGAGAAGUCUGCAUCAGAGCCUGGUACCCCACCUCAGAAUUCAAAACCAGCUGACCUCAAAUCCACAACAAAAUCACCAAAGACCUCCCCGAAAACCUCUCCAACGCCCAAAUCACCUGAGCAGGAAGCUGCCACAGCAGUCCCAGCACCAACCGAGUGACGUCAAUGAGAACCCAGUCACGUGACCCUUGGCAAGAGGUGUUUUUGUGUUUUAAUGUCUUUGUUUCUUGUCUUUCUAUAAAUCUGUGUCUCUGUAUGUUCCAUUUUUGUUUUGUUUCUUGUAGGUUGGAGGACUGGACCUAUUUCAGAACACGUGCACUGCUCUCCCCUCCCUGCACUCCCCCGUCCUCCAACCCACCUCAUCUCACUGUCGUCCCCUCGAGCCACCCCCCCCCCCUCGUCUUGUGUUUUUGUCGUCCCGUCUAUAGACACUUGAUGUUUGGAGAGGGACGGAGUAGGGGAAGAAAUGGGAUACAGGUGGGUGGUGGGUGCAUAUUUAGAAAUUUAAGGUACAUCUUUGAAAAGAGAAAUGGACAAUCUGCUUGGUCGCCCAGUUAUUCCAGCCCCCCUUUAAAACAGUUUUUCUUUGAUUGAUCAGAUUGGGCACGUCAAGUAGUUUAGAGGAACCAGCCUUGAUUUUUAUUUAACUUAAUUUGGUUAAAGAGAGGAAAACCAAGCAGGUGUGAGUUUGGUGGUACGUUAUGGGAGUCAGUUUAGUUCAGUUACCACCUCAAAUCACGUCUUAAAACAUACUCUACUCCCUUCAUCCUCCCCAGUUGAGGAUAUAUUGAAAAAGAAACUUAUUUCUUUUGUUUUACUUAUUUGUGUGUGCUUUUUCUUUGAAGGGGAUAAUGUGCAAUGUUGGCGCUUAAAAUGCUAAGUAAUAAAUCAUGUUUGCAAA
Scophthalmus maximus (turbot) is the source of this 1875-nucleotide messenger RNA. RefSeq names its product Y-box-binding protein 2-A-like. Lineage: Eukaryota; Metazoa; Chordata; Actinopteri; Pleuronectiformes; Scophthalmidae. The record is from RefSeq and is a predicted model, not a curated record. Gene Ontology annotation, molecular function: nucleic acid binding. Gene Ontology annotation, cellular component: nucleus. Gene Ontology annotation, biological process: regulation of gene expression. Bases 130 to 1134 code for a protein of 334 amino acids. The transcript is spliced from 9 exons.